CCCAUCAUGCUCUGAGUGUUGCUCCGCCCAGCUCCCUUCAGCAUGGCCGACCCGCUCCCUCCUCAGCAGGAUGAGGAUUACAGUCAGUUUGUUGCUCUGCACCGGGCGGCCCUCACCGCGUCCGGCGUGCCCCCGAUCUACUGGGAGAGUCUGCACCGGAAGCUGCGGGGGGAGAUAUUCGAUGCGGGGGAGACGUUCGGCAUCAUGCAGGUAGAGGAAGCCGAGGAGGAAGAAGAAGAAGAAGAAGAGGAGGAAGAUCAUAAAAAGAAACGAAAUCCCGGCAACGAGCCGACAUUCAAAGUCAUCGUCACCAAUGAAAGCGGCCUCCGGGCGUCGGAUCCCGGCAGUAUCUUCCUCAUCGACCAUGCGUGGACGUACCGCGUGGAACAUGCGCGGCCCCAGCUCCUGCGCGUCCCCGGCCUCCUACACCGGAUGGCGAACCUCAUGGGCGUCGCGUUCCACGGGGAGGUCCCGGACGAGGGGGCGGUGGAGGAAGUGCUGAAGGAAAUGUGGAAGUACAACCAAACGUACCGUCUUUCCCAGGGGUCGGCGGAGGAGAAGGUUCCCGUCUGGUACAUCAUGGACGAGUUUGGCUCCCGGAUCCAGCAUUCGGACGAGCCCACGGCCGGCACCGCGCCGCUGCUUUACAUCCCUCAGCAAAUGACCUACACGCUCCUGUGGCCCCUCCGAGACCUGGAGGACGGCGAGGAGGUGUCACGUGACUACACUUACGGAGAGACCGACCCGCUAAUCCGGAGCAGUCUCCUCUUCCCGUGGCGGCCCGUCGACCUGAAUCACGUCAGCUGUCACACCCCGGAGCCGCCGGAUGCCUAUUACCAGGGAAUUCUUGAUGAAAACAAAGAAAGUUUGCCGGUUCCCAUCGAGCCUCCGUUACCCGACAAGAGUAAAAUCUUCAAGGUUUUCACGGACAUGCAGCAGGUGCUCGGCGGAGUGAAUCACCCGCGUUUCCGCUUCACAGACAGCGAGCGAGACGCCGACGUUCUCUUUAACUUCUCCCACAUCAAAGACUACAAGAGGCUGAGCGUGGAGAGACCCCACGUGCUGCUGAACCAGUUCCCCUGCGAGAGUCUCCUCACCGUGAAGGAUUGCCUGGCGUCCGUGGCACGGCGGGCCGGUGGCCCCGAAGGUCCGAAGUGGCUCCCGCGCACCUUCAACCUAAAGACUGAACUCCCACAAUUCAUCAGUUACUUUAAGCAGCGCGAGCAGCGCGGAGAAGACAAUCACUGGAUAUGUAAGCCGUGGAACUUGGCCCGGAGCCUCGACACCCACGUGACCUCCAGCCUGCCGUACAUCAUCCGCCAGCGAGAGAGCUCGCCAAAGGUCGUCUCCAAGUACAUCGAGGACCCCGUGCUCUUCCGGCGGGACGACGUGGGGAUGGUGAAGUUCGAUAUCCGUUACGUGGUUCUGCUGAGGUCGCUGCGGCCCCUGAAGCUCUUCGCUUACAACGUCUUCUGGCUGCGCUUCGCCAACCGGCCGUUUGCCCUCAACGAGCUGGAUGAUUACGAGAAGCAUUUCACGGUCAUGAAUUACGCCCCCAACGUGGAGCUCAAACAGAUUCACUGCGAGGAGUUCGUCGCUCUGUUCGAGGCGCAGAACCCGGCCUUCCCGUGGAGCUCCGUUCAGGAAAAUAUCUUUAAAAGCUUCGGCGAAUUAUUUCAAGCGGCUUCGUCCAGACCGGCCCCGUACGGGAUCUGCGAUUACCCAUCAUCCCGAGCGAUGUACGCCAUCGACUUAAUGCUGAAAUGGGACACGGACAGCGAAGGUAAACGGGUCAUCCAGCCUCAAAUUCUGGAAGUGAACUUUAACCCCGACUGCGCCAGGGCCUGCAAGUAUCACCCCUCCUUCUUUAACGACGUCUUCAGCACCCUGUAUUUGGACGAGACGGAGAACUGCCCCGUCACGCGAAUCCUUUAAACGCCCCGGAGCCGCCGCCGGGGAACCCAAACGCUGCCGGGGCACCCAAACGCUGCCGGGGCACCCAAACGCUGCCGGGGAACCCAAACGCUGCCGGGGCACCCAAACGCUGCCGGGGAACCCAAACGCUGCCGGGGUCUUCACCGCCCUCUCUGCUAAACGGUGCUGGGAAUAUUCGGCAAAUUCUGCUUUACGGGUGAAAACUGCAUUUUAGGAACGAGAAGGGAAAGAAAACACGGCCCCCGGCACGGGGGGCAGAAAGCGGGUUUUAACCCAUUGAGUACCAAAGUGACGCCUAGCGCGUCGGAUGCGUUUUGUUACAUUUAGUGCUUCGUAUCUUACAGCCGGUCAUAUAACGGAGGAAUGUUCCGGUGCUUCCGUCUUCCAGUAAGAAGCUUGUAUGUCACACAUACCCCGCCCCCCCCCGGUAUCAGCCCCGCGUCGACACACAGGAUCCGGGGUAUAUACGUAACGUGCGGAUCUCGGAUAUGCGCUGCCUCCUGCUGGAAUUUAAAUAAACCACAUUUACAUAA
Molecule: messenger RNA, 2468 nt
Organism: Spea bombifrons (plains spadefoot toad)
Lineage: Eukaryota; Metazoa; Chordata; Amphibia; Anura; Pelobatidae
Gene: TTLL12
Product: tubulin tyrosine ligase like 12
Exons: 14
Coding region: 43-1935 (630 amino acids)
Biological process (GO): protein modification process
Source: RefSeq, a predicted model, not a curated record